Messenger RNA from Elephantulus edwardii (Cape elephant shrew), 1251 nucleotides. It is a transcript of the gene CSNK1E, whose product is annotated as casein kinase 1, epsilon. Gene Ontology annotation, cellular component: nucleus; cytoplasm. The transcript is spliced from 9 exons. The record is from RefSeq and is a predicted model, not a curated record. Gene Ontology annotation, molecular function: ATP binding; protein serine/threonine kinase activity. Gene Ontology annotation, biological process: signal transduction; peptidyl-serine phosphorylation; endocytosis. Lineage: Eukaryota; Metazoa; Chordata; Mammalia; Macroscelidea; Macroscelididae. The coding region runs from base 1 to 1251 and encodes 416 amino acids.
AUGGAGCUCCGUGUGGGAAAUAAGUACCGUCUGGGUCGCAAGAUCGGCAGCGGUUCCUUCGGAGAUAUCUACUUGGGUGCCAACAUUGCGUCAGGUGAAGAAGUGGCCAUCAAGCUCGAAUGUGUGAAGACGAAGCACCCCCAGCUACACAUCGAGAGCAAGUUCUACAAGAUGAUGCAGGGGGGAGUGGGGAUCCCAUCCAUCAAGUGGUGUGGUGCUGAGGGCGACUACAACGUCAUGGUCAUGGAGCUGCUGGGGCCCAGCCUCGAGGACCUCUUCAACUUCUGCUCUCGCAAGUUCAGCCUCAAAACGGUGCUGCUCCUGGCCGACCAGAUGAUCAGCCGCAUCGAGUACAUCCACUCCAAGAACUUUAUCCACCGGGACGUGAAGCCUGACAACUUCCUCAUGGGGCUGGGAAAGAAGGGCAACCUGGUAUACAUCAUCGACUUUGGUCUGGCCAAGAAGUACCGGGACGCCCGCACCCACCAGCACAUCCCCUACCGGGAAAACAAGAACCUAACUGGCACUGCCCGCUACGCCUCCAUCAACACCCACCUGGGCAUCGAGCAAAGCCGCCGAGAUGACCUGGAGAGCCUGGGCUACGUGCUCAUGUACUUCAACCUGGGCUCCCUGCCCUGGCAGGGCCUCAAGGCGGCCACCAAGCGGCAGAAGUACGAGCGGAUCAGUGAGAAGAAGAUGUCCACUCCCAUCGAGGUCCUGUGCAAAGGCUACCCCUCCGAGUUCUCCACAUACCUCAACUUCUGCCGCUCGCUGCGGUUUGACGACAAGCCCGACUACUCCUACCUGCGCCAGCUCUUCCGUAACCUCUUCCACCGGCAGGGCUUCUCCUACGACUACGUGUUCGACUGGAACAUGCUCAAAUUCGGUGCAGCCCGGAACCCCGAGGACAUGGACCGGGAGCGGAGAGAACACGAGCGCGAGGAGAGGAUGGGGCAGUUGCGGGGGUCCGCGACCCGAGCCCUGCCCCCUGGACCCCCUACAGGGGCUACUGCCAACCGCCUCCGCAGUGCUGCCGAGCCCGUGGCUACUACCCCAGCCUCCCGCAUCCAGCAAGCUGGCAAUACUUCUCCCAGAGCGAUCUCUCGGGUCGACAGGGAGAGGAAGGUGAGCAUGAGGCUGCACAGGGGCGCUCCCGCCAACGUCUCGUCCUCAGACCUCACUGGGCGGCAAGAGGUCUCCCGGAUCUCAGCUUCACAGACAAGCGUGCCAUUUGACCACCUCGGGAAGUGA